UAGUAAAUUAAAAAAUCAUACAAAUGAUAUAUUUAAAAACUAUUAAUAUAUAAAUUUUCAUUUAACAAGUAAUUAGACUUAAUUAUCUUAUUAAUAAAAACUUAACACUUUAUUAUUUAAUUUUCUAAAAUACAAAUAAUAUGCACCUCCAAAAAUAAUAAUAGAUUAAAGAAAUACAAUAAUAACUCCCAUAACUAAAUAAUUAUUAUUUAACUAAUACAAUUUAAUUUCUUAUAAAGAUUCUUACGAUUAUUCAUCUGAGCAAACCUUAUUUAAAUCUGUAAAAUAGUACUCUACCCUGUUUUAAAAUUCUCCCCAAGGGCAUUAAACAUUUUGACUUUCACAUAGUUUCAUAUAUUCGCCAUCUCUUUUAACUUUUAUAAAUAAUUCAUUAUCAUCUUAAUGUAAUUCUAGAAUAACUGAAGAGGCAAAUUAGGGAUAAGAUACACAUUCAGUAUAAUUUUUUGAAAAAAGCCCGAAUCUUUAAUUCAUUAAGCAUUCAAUACUUGUAAAAUUUAAAAAAGAAGAAAUCAAUUGCACAUUAGUAUCAUGUGCACUCAACAUAAGCCAUUUUAGUUCACUUUUUCCUUCUAUAACAGGCCUCAUAUAGUCAAAAACUUACAUGAAAAAGUUUGUAUUUAAAGCGCUUAGCAGAUCAGGUCUUUAAUAGUCAAAAUUCCAAGAAAUAGAAGUUAAAAAAGUCAUAUUAUUUACCAAUUCUUGUGAUAAAAAAGGCACAUAUCUUCCAUUAUAUAAAUCGCAUUAUAAAGUAAUCCAGAUAGAAUGCACUUAAUUGAAAUUAUUAACUGUUUCAUUCAUCAUUUAAGUUAGAAUUUGAUAUGUUUGAGUAAAUUCUGAAUUUAUAAAAUCUACUAAGUCUUUUCUUUGAGAAUAAUAUUCUUUUUAUAGAUGAUGCAAAUUUUUACAAUUUUCAUCUGGUUAUAAUACUAAAUCAUCUUUUGCAUGUAAGCUAUGUAUUGGAACGACUUAAAUUUAGUGCGGAAGUGCUUCCAUUUAUCCUUCUUCAAAAAAAGACUUAGCGUUUUUAAAUGGAGGUAAAGUAUAAUUCUAUAAAAGAUUCAAAGGUAAUAAUUCGCCUGUUCCUUCAGGAAACAUUCCUUGCAAAUGAGAAGAAGCACUCAAAUAAGUACGAUUUACAUCUGUAGAACGAAUAUAAAUUUAAGAAUGAUUAUAUUUUUAGGGAAGAAAGUCUUUAUAUUCUUCACGAAUCUAUCGCCCGAAAUUGUAAUGUUAGCGCAUUCCAGUCGAUGUGAGUUCACCUUAGGAUUAUUAUUUUGAGUCAUACCAAGAGCCAAGGG
Messenger RNA from Ichthyophthirius multifiliis, 1319 nucleotides. RefSeq lists its product as hypothetical. The record is from RefSeq and is a predicted model, not a curated record. The annotation marks the transcript as partial. NCBI's taxonomy places the organism in Eukaryota, Ciliophora, Oligohymenophorea, Hymenostomatida. The transcript has a single exon.